This is a messenger RNA of Closterium sp. Naga37s-1, 1100 nucleotides long. NCBI's taxonomy places the organism in Eukaryota, Viridiplantae, Streptophyta, Zygnematophyceae, Desmidiales, Closteriaceae. The record is from the annotation of a GenBank genome assembly.
UUAGAGUCGCACCGUGGGAUGGAGCUGUAUCAUUUGCUGCUGCUUCCCAGCCUUGCAUGCCUGUUUGCGCUCAGGGGAGUAGCUUCAGUGCGAUUACACCCAGGCGAAGUGGACAACCUUUUGACGCUGGCUAACUGGUGGAACAGCUUCGAGGGCAGCGAGACAUGGCAGCAUCGUUAUGCGGACUGCAGGGCAUUUGAUGGCAUCAAGUGCGACAGGGACGGAUUCGUCACCGACAUAAUACUAGAGUGGAGAGACUUCUUUACACCAAUACCCGACAUGAUAAGCCGUUUCCAGCACCUCAAACUCCUGUCGCUCCAUUUCAACCAGCUCACAGGCACUAUUCCUGACUCCCUCUCCAGUCUCACAUCACUCAUUGUUCUUGCCCUUAGUGCGAAUCAGCUCUCAGGUCCCAUUGAUCCACUCACCAACUUGCCUCAGCUCCAGUACCUCUUUCUGGACCAGAACGCUUUCAACACCUCCAUUCCCUCUGACCUCGACAAACUCACUGCCCUUCGCUUCCUGUAUCUUGACAAGAACUCGUUCUAUGGAAGCAUUCCAUCCUCCAUGGGCAACAUGGCGCAGCUGAAGGCUAUGGUGCUAAGUAACAACCAGCUGAGUGGCACCAUACCCGACUGCUUCAGCCGCCUGCACAACCUCUCUCGACUCAUGUUGGAUAGAAAUCAGCUGACGGGGUCCAUCCCUGAGUGGUUUGGAACGCUCUCUGGUCUCAGGAUUUUGAUAAUGCAGCACAAUGCACUGAGCAGAUCAAUUCCAUCCUCUCUGGCAUCGCUGCAGCAGCUUUCUGCUCUAUCUCUAACUGCCAACCGUCUCUCAGGAAGCAUACCUGCAGCGCUGGGAGAUCUUCUUAGCCUGGAGGACCUGUGGCUGGGGUUUAAUCAACUGACUGGAUCCAUCCCGACCACCAUUGGGAGACUCACCAAUCUGCUGGGCCUGGAGUUGUCUGGCAACCAGCUGCAGGGGACUCUCCCCAGCACCCUCCAGAGCCUCUCCAAGCUGCAAUUUCUUAUGCUCUCAAUCAACCGGCUCUCAGGCCCCGUGGAGCCCAUCAUACGAGGAAUGAAGAACCUCACUGUGUU